Molossus molossus (Pallas's mastiff bat) is the source of this 5022-nucleotide messenger RNA. It is a transcript of the gene OLFML2A, whose product is annotated as olfactomedin like 2A. Gene Ontology annotation, biological process: signal transduction. The record is from RefSeq and is a predicted model, not a curated record. Lineage: Eukaryota; Metazoa; Chordata; Mammalia; Chiroptera; Molossidae. Bases 41 to 1999 code for a protein of 652 amino acids. The transcript is spliced from 8 exons.
UUCGCGCCUGGCUGUCGGUGCCCGCUGUGCCCGUGCCGCCAUGGCCGUGGCCAUCCUCUCGCCCCGGCCGCUACCCCUGCUCCUGCUCCUGCUGCCGCUGCUCUUGCUGCUGCUGCUGCUGCGCGCCUGCCCGAUGCGCGCGGAGAGUAAGGUGUUUGGCGACGUAGACCAGGUGCGGAUGACCUCGGAGGGCUCCGACUGCCGCUGCAAGUGCAUCAUGCGGCCGCUGAGCAAGGACGCGUGCAGCCGGGUGCGCAGCGGGCGGGCGCGAGUGGAGGACUUCUACACCGUGGAGACCGUGAGCUCCGGGACCGACUGCCGCUGCUCCUGCACCGCGCCGCCCUCCUCGCUCAAUCCCUGCGAGAACGAGUGGAAGAUGGAGAAACUCAAGAAACAGGCACCUGAGCUCCUCAAGCUGCAGUCCAUGGUGGAUCUCUUGGAGGGCGCCUUGUACAGCAUGGACCUGAUGAGAGUGCACGCCUACAUCCACAAGGUGGCCUCCCAGAUGGACACGCUGGAAGAGAGCAUCAAGGCCAACCUGAGCCGGGAGAAUGAGGUGGUGAGGGAGAGCAUGCGCCACCUCAGAGAGCAGCUGAGAAACUACGAGAACCAGUCGGCCGUCAUGAUGAGCAUCAAGAAGGAGCUCUCCAGCCUGGGCCUCCAGCUGCUGCAGAAGGACUCGGCCACAGCCCCUGCCGCAGCCCCAGCCACCGGCCCUGGUAGCAAGGCACAGGACACAGCUGGAGGGAAAGGCAAAGACAGCAACAAAUAUGGCAGCGUGCAGAAGAGCUUUGUAGACAGGGCCCUCCCCAAACCUCCCAAGGAGAAGCUGCUGAAGGUGGAGAAGCCGAGGAAGGAUGGUGGCCAGGGCCGAUUCCCCCAGCCCACAGCCAAGCCCCGGGCCCUGGCCCAGCAGCAGGCAGUGAUCCGAGGCAUCACCUACUACAAGGCAGGCAGCAGGGAAGUGGCCGAGGCUGACAACGCCCUCAGAGGCACUUCCUGGCUGGAACAGCUGUCGCCCAGGGAGGAGGGCAGGCCACCCGAGCCCAACUCUGCUGAACAUGAGGAGGCUGGGCCUGGGGCCUCCAAGGGAGCAGACUUGGCCCCUGGCACCCCCUCCUCAAACCCAGCCACCGCUCGUACCCUGACUCCCACCACCAGCCCUCUGCCCACUGAGUCACCUUCACACCCAGAAGUCCCCAGGCAAGGCAGAGAAGCCAGCUGUGAGGGCACCCUCCGGACCGUGGACCCCCCUGUGAGGCACCACAGCUACGGGCGCCAUGAGGGAGCCUGGAUGAAGGACCCCACCUCGCAGGAUGACAGGAUCUACGUCACCAACUACUACUACGGAAACAGCCUGGUGGAGUUCCGCAACCUGGAAAACUUCAAGCAAGGCCGCUGGAGUAACAUGUACAAGCUGCCCUACAACUGGAUCGGCACGGGCCACGUGGUGUACCAGGGCGCCUUCUACUACAACCGCGCCUUCACCAAGAACAUCAUCAAGUACGACCUGCGCCAGCGCUUCGUGGCCUCCUGGGCGCUGCUGCCCGACGCCGUGUACGAGGACACCACACCCUGGAAGUGGCGAGGCCACUCCGACAUCGACUUCGCCGUGGACGAGAGCGGACUGUGGGUCAUCUACCCUGCGGUGGAUGACAGCGACGGGGCCCAGCCCGAGGUGAUCGUGCUGAGCCGCCUGGACCCCGGGGACCUCUCGGUGCACCGCGAGACCACGUGGAAGACGCGGCUGCGGCGGAACUCGUACGGGAACUGCUUCCUGGUGUGCGGCAUCCUGUACGCCGUGGACACGUACAACCAGCGGGACGGCCAGGUGGCCUACGCCUUCGACACGCACACGGGCACCGACGCCCGCCCGCAGUUGCCCUUCCUCAAUGAGCACGCCUACACCACCCAGGUCGACUACAACCCCAAGGAACGGGUGCUGUACGCCUGGGACAACGGCCACCAGCUCACCUACACCCUCCACUUCGUGGUCUGAGUGGGCGCCUGCACUCACAGGGGAGGAGUAGCAGUGGGCACGGGGCUCUCCACAGCGACACCUGCAAGGAACUCCAUCAGCAAAUAUUUAUUGGGGACCAGGCCCGGGUCUAGGUGCGAGACAUAGGGCGUAGCCAGCACAAAGCUUCCUUAGCACCUAGUGGAAUAAUUGUAGCUUCCACUUGCAGAGCACUGUGCCAAGAGCGUCAGGUGCACUACCCCACUUCAUCCUCCCAGCAGCACCCUUGGCGGUGGAAAGAGUGAAGCCCAUUUAACAGGUGAAGACACUGAGGCUCAGAGAGACAGCAUGCCCUGCCUCAGUAGCCUCAGUUUGGAUCAGGCAGGCCAUGCUGUCAUGACAGCCUUGACCAUGCUGCCCCUGUGUCCAGCCCUGUCCCCUGUCUCCUAAUUUCUCUUGUUUUCAAAACUCUGUCUCCCUUCCCACGGCUUCUGAAAACCAGAGGCCUUUGGAAACCGCACACUAAUGUUGGGUGGAGGCCAGGCUCUGUGUGCCACCAUAGGCCCCCAUUCUGGCUGAGCUGUUGGUGGCCCUGGGCUUUGGGUCCCUGGCUAAGGUCCCUGCUCCUUGGCUUUGGCCAGCCCUCCCACCCUACCCCACCCGCUGUCCAACCACAUUCCAAACCUCCAUGGUCACCCAGCCACUGAGCAGAAACCACACCCCGAGAAAAAAUACCAGCCCCCCGUUCCAAGUUCCCCCUCCCUCUGUACUCAAUUUUAUUUUCUCUUCUUCACCAGCGCUGUCAUUUGUUUCUGCAGCAACAGCUGACAAGGCUGCAGGCAGCCGCCUGCCAGCAGCUACUCUACCAGGGUGGGGAGCUGGGCCAGGCCCGAGGCUCCCUCUCCAACCACAAGUGCUGUCUUUGGCCACAAACCCAGGCCAUGGGACUGCUCCCCAGUCCCUCCCAGAGCCUUUGGGUCUGGGGGUCUACCUUGUCCUUUUUCUCUGGGCCUUUCAAGCCACAACCUAUGUGCACUCAGGGAUACUUCCAGGUCUGCCAUGAGCAAGACCCUACGCCUGAGGUCGGGGUGGGACCAGGAUGAAACCGGUUCCCUCUUUGUCAGUCCUGACCUGGUCGUUUGCUGGGUUGGCCCAGCAGCCUGGGGGACUGGGGAAGGCUGAGAUCAGAGCAGAUGGGAGGCAUCAGAUUUUCUGGCUACAAGGAACAGCCAGGGCCCUUUUCCUGGCUUCAGAGAUGUUGGUGCCAGGGCUUCCCCAAGCCCAGGACCUGGGGCUGAGGCAGCACUGGGGGGUCAGCCCACCUGGUACUGCUGAGAGUUCCCUGAGCCUCACAUCCAGGCAACAAGACCUUCAACCUGCCCUCACCUGCUUUGGGCAAUCUUUUUAGAGCUGGGAAGAAGUUCUCCGGUCCAACUCCCUGUUUCACCAAAGGAGAAAUAGGCCCAGAAAGGGUUAGAGAGUGGCUCAGAGCCACACUGGGAACAGGAUACAGCCAGUUUCCUUCCAUCAGGUCUUUGUCUACAUCCUUUAGUCUCCUGGCUUAGAGGCAGCUCUGCCCAGGAAGGAGACAGACUACCCAACACGCAAGUCAUCCCAACACCUCUGAAGGGUAUUUACUGCUGAUCCCAAUACACCCCCAGACCCUGCUCCCCUCACUCUGGCCCAUGCCAGCUCCUGGAUAUCUGUAUAUUUGAACACCUAGUUGUCAUGUUAGAAAAUGUAGCUGCAUACCUAAGAGUGUAGGGAAAUGCAUUUUGUGCAGAAUACAUUUCUUUGUAUUGUCAGGUGAUGUUGUUUUGCUUAAGCUGUAACUUACCCCUGAAAUAAAGGGGAAUGAUGACGCCCAGCCGAGUAAGGGCUGACUCAUAGUGGUGGACACAUCCAGCCUCCCCCACCCAGCCAUCCCAGCUCCACUCACAGGCUCUUCAGGGGGCUGCGUUUCCCUUGACCCUGGGUGUGGGUUUUACAAGACUGCGUCUUUUAUGAUAUCACAGCCCAACCAUGUGAGAAGGGUUCAGGCUCCUCUUUCUCCAUUAAUCUGAGAAAAGGGCAAGUGAGAAUGGACUGAUUUUGAAAAAGAAAGGACAGGCAAAAUCGUUGUCUGGGGAGAUGAUUCUGGCUGUGGCCUCCAAACACUCACUAAGCCCCUUCUGUUUUCAGGCCCGUGUAUGUGGGUUAUGCGGUAGGAGUAGUUAUAUUCCUCAUUUUACAGAUAGUCAAAAUGCAGCCGAGAGAAGUUAAGUCACUUGUCCUGUGGGCAAUUAAGUGGAGGGCCAGGUUUCAAAAUCAGGUGAUAUAACCACCUUUAUUGACUGAGCAUCAACAGUAUUCUAAACAUGCCAUGUGCAUAUUCUUGCAUCUUCACAAUAGAAGGCAUAAACUCUGAAUGUGUCCAUUUUACAGAUGAGGAAACUGAGGUGAAGGAACUUACCCAAGGUCACAGAGCAGCUUAGCCUGUGGCAGAGUCAGGGUUUCAGGGCUGGUCAAUCUAUUUUCUUUGCAACUGUGUGCCACUCUAGUGGCAGCUCCAAAAAUGGUGGCCAUUGCUUUUAUUCAGUGUGGCCAGGCCACACUAGAUCCACAUACGAGACCCAAGAGGAAGGUCGGGGUCAGCUUGUAAAGAGCCUUGAAUAACAAGCCAAGGAGUGACUGCCUCCAAUUACAUUUGGAACAAAGUCAAGUAUAAAUUAACAGAGAAAAGAAAAUUCUGGAUUUAUACCAAAGCCCAAAAUUAACUGUUGUUAGGAAUCUUGUAAACAGUUAUGUUUUCUGUUUUACUUUGGCCAAUGGGAAGCUCAAAGUCAAAUUUGCAAUUAUUUUUUAACAAGUGUACUGUCAACGUUUAUAUACUCCUGAUUUUCCCUAUUAAAAUUCUAAUGUGAAAAUACUUCAAAUUUAAAAACAAAAAACAAAGAAGACAAUUGUACUGUCUCCCACUGGACUCUGGCUUUAUUUUAGCUUCCUGCUUUUACCUUUACCCUAACCUCUUUAUGUUUAUUCUAUUGUAUUUUAUCUAUUUUUGUAAGUUGCCACAAUACCUUUUU